Aphanomyces astaci is the source of this 576-nucleotide messenger RNA. RefSeq lists its product as hypothetical. The coding region runs from base 1 to 540 and encodes 179 amino acids. Lineage: Eukaryota; Oomycota; Saprolegniomycetes; Saprolegniales; Verrucalvaceae. The record is from RefSeq and is a predicted model, not a curated record. The transcript has a single exon.
AUGAAGUCCACCAGUGCUUUUGUUCUCGCUGCCACUUGCCUCGUCGGCGCCACUGCCGGUGGCCCCCAACACCCUCCACAAGAGGCCAACUUGAGUGACACCCCCCACUCCCCCCUAGACCAUCCUCGUCAUGACCACCCAAUUCGUCACAACGACACCCUCGAGCACGAUCACAACCACACGGAACACGAUGGCCAUUCCGCUUUUGAUGGCCCAUUCGGUCAUCAUAACGGUACCCACCCCCACAACGCCACCGAACCGCAUGGCAACCACACGGCCCACCCCCACAACGCCACCGAACCGCAUGGCAACCACACGGCCCACCCCCACAACGCCACCGAACCGCAUGGCAACCACACGGACCAUCCGCACGGCGGGCCUCACCAUCAUAACACCUCGACUACGAAAGCCCCCACUACUACCGCCUCCACGGGUGCGACACCAAUCAGUGUGCAAACGGGGACGACUUCAGGCGCUGCAAGUGCGAUGGUAUCGUUGGUCGCCUUUGCGCUUGUUGGACUUUGCACGUUGCUGGCCUAAGUUGCGAGUGAUACCUUCAAUACAUUCAUUUUGCAU